Molecule: messenger RNA, 579 nt
Organism: Besnoitia besnoiti
Lineage: Eukaryota; Apicomplexa; Conoidasida; Eucoccidiorida; Sarcocystidae
Exons: 2
Coding region: 1-579 (192 amino acids)
Source: RefSeq, a predicted model, not a curated record
AUGCGAAUUCCAAGAAUCGCCGCGCGACCGGGCCCUCGCAGUUUGGCAGGCGGCCAGGAUGCUGAAACGGUGGAACCGAAAACGCGUGCUGAAGGAACUCCGGACGGCCCGCGCGGCCCCGAGGCCGUCGAGGCAGCUGCGGAGCCAGCCAAAGUCGCCAAACAGUCUGCCUCCUCUGAGCGGCGGACUCUCGCCGGGUCGGUUCGUCACGGAGUGAAGGAUGCUCGCGCCGUCGUCGGCUUCUUUCGUGCGUUGACCGAGCUCGCGUUGCAGCCGCGCAGCGUUCACCAGCAGCGCCAGCAGCUCGCAGCGAACGGCGCCGCGAGAGGCGCGCGAGCCUGCAGCGUCGCCCAGUCGCUAUGCGUCGCUCCAGAGACGCACCUCGGUCUAAGUGGCGGGCGCGGAUGCGACGAAUCAGCUGAGAAAAGAGGCGCGUCGCGGCCCCCGGGGGAUGCGGGCGUGAGCGACGGGGCGAGCGCGAGGAGGAGCGGAGACGGCAGGUGGAGGCGGAGGAAGAGCUUCGCUCUGCGCCGCAGAAGAAGCGACGCCUCCUGCUGGCCGCAGGUCGACGCCAGCUGA